AUCCCCACAUUUGAUUAAAAAAUCCCCCAACAAGAACAUCUCCUUCUUCUCCUCAACCUCUGCCUUGCUUACCCUGCAUCCAUCCAUCCGCCAUGAAUUUCAUCGUGGAGAAACUCAUGCUUUUCAUUUCCACUGCCCUCAAUUACCGUGCUACCCUUUUCUCCCCUGGCCAUUAUCAUCAUGACCUUACUUUCAUCAUCCGCCAGAACAGCACGCCACCCAACCAAGUCUACGACGCCGCCGAGCUCUACCUACCAUCCAUCGAGUUGAUCAAUCCCUCCACUCGUACUAUCGGCGUCAGCAAAACACCGCGGCAAGAAGCUGUCAAGCUUGCCAUGGAAAGCGGUGAACAAGUCGCCGACGCCUUUGAGGGCAUUAACCUUAAGUGGCAUUACGUGGUCAAAACACUCCCGAACUGCCGUAUAGAACGUCAAUUUGAGCUUACGUUCCACAAGAAACACAAAGACAAAGUCAUGACUUCCUACUUGCCCUAUGUGGUUGCUCGGGCUGAAGCCAUUAAGGAAGAGAAAAAGAUUCUCAAACUUCGUAGCGUUAACUCACCAUCACGGGUGGAUCUGGAGCACCCAGCCACGUUCGAGACGAUCGCCAUGGAGCCCGACCAGAAGACAAAGAUUAUAAAGGACUUGGACAGGUUUGUGAGGAGGAGGGAGUUUUAUAAGAAGGUGGGCAAGGCUUGGAAAAGAGGCUACUUGUUGUAUGGCCCUCCUGGCACUGGUAAAUCCAGCUUGAUUGCAGCCAUGGCUAAUCAUCUCAAGUUUGACGUGUAUGAAUUGGAGCUUGAUGGUAUUUACAGUGACUCUCAAUUGAAGAGCGUGUUACUGUCCACUGCAAAUCGUUCUAUUUUGGUCAUUGAGGAUAUUGAUUUCGGCGCCAUUAAUGCGCGAAACCGAAAGUGCGGGAUCACGCUCUCAGGCCUGCUAAACUUCAUGGAUGGUCUGUGGUCGAGCUGCGGUGACGAGAGAAUUAUUGUGUUCACAACAAACCACAAGGAUCGGCUUGAGCCUGCAUUGCUGCGUCCUGGUCGAAUGGACGUCCACAUUCACAUGUCCUAUUGCACUCCUCAUGCGUUUAAGGUUUUGGCCUCCAACUACCUUGGCGUUCAGGACUUGGACCGUGAUCCUCUUUACGGAGAAAUCGCGGGGUUGCUAGAGAGCACAGAGGUCGCCCCUGCUGAGGUUUGUGAGGAGCUAUUGAAGAGAGAUGAUGAUGUUGACGAUGAUGAUGUUGAUGCUGCUCUCCAAGGAGUUGUUAAAUUUCUCAAACUCAAGAAGCUUGAAAGGGAUAAUAAUAAUAUUGAUAAACCAGAAUUUCAAGAAGGAAAAAGGCAGGAUAUGGAUGUCAAUGUUAAUGAUGACGACAGUGAGAGCUCAAGCACCUAAAAUAAUCGACCACAGCUUUAUCUAGCUAGGCAGUAGAAUAAGUUGCAUCUUCCGAUGGCCUAGCUAGUCCCGUUGGCUCUAAGUACUUUUGUAUUUGGUUUUGUUUGGUGUUGUGUUUCUCCUUUUUGUUUGGCUAUCCUUGUUAUGGUUAUUAUAUGUAAUAGUUACUUGAACUUUUUUCUAGUUUAAUGCUAUGACAUUGGAUGUCAGUUCAAUUAA
Messenger RNA from Prunus avium (sweet cherry), 1619 nucleotides. Its product is annotated as AAA-ATPase At2g18193-like. Gene Ontology annotation, molecular function: ATP hydrolysis activity; ATP binding. The record is from RefSeq and is a predicted model, not a curated record. NCBI's taxonomy places the organism in Eukaryota, Viridiplantae, Streptophyta, Magnoliopsida, Rosales, Rosaceae.